Messenger RNA from Rotaria sordida, 1690 nucleotides. Lineage: Eukaryota; Metazoa; Rotifera; Eurotatoria; Philodinida; Philodinidae. The record is from the annotation of a GenBank genome assembly.
ACCAGUGGCAAUUUCCAUAGAAACUAAUUCUUUAGUGAAAAUGCAUAGAUGAAAUUUCGCUUAUUGUAUAGAAUUCAAUGCUCAAAAAUAAUAGUGAGUUAAAGCUGUUUUAAGACGAUAGAGCCUAAACUGCUAUUUUGCCUUGUACAAACACAAUUUUGGACUUUCUCAUGAAAUUUACUGAUAGUUAUUCGAUCUUGUCCGAGAAAGAAAAUCUAAACAUAUAUUCGGAAAUAGUGAAAAAUUCUUAUUCUCUGGCUCUAACCAGUUGUCUUCUAGUUACCAAAUAUGUCGCGCCAAGAAUUUAGAUUAUGAAAGAUCUUUGCAUCAGAGAUGUCCACAGCGGUGUCAGCAGCAUGUGUUUUAGAAAUCAUCGCAGCAUGGGAGAUAUUACAAGAAUACCAGCACGACAGCAACAGCUUCUUUUUUUUGUUGCAAUUGUAAAACUGGAUGAAUCUGCACUCAAUUUGAGUGUCUAAUAGUCAAAAUCGAGAUUGAGUGUGAUGAAUUCAAUACAACUGUGCUAAUUUGACACAGUGGCAGAAGAGAUUUUCGUAGAGUUGUUCGAAAAUCAUCGCAGUAGCAGCAAUUCUUAUACAGUUUACCGCAUCGCAGUAAUGGCGCUAAGCCUUACCCCUUCUAGGAUGGCGUCGCAGCAGCGGCAAAUUUCUAGUCAUGAUAUACAUCUCUACUUUGCACACAUUCUUCUAAUAUGUUCAAAAUAGGAUUUCCGCAAGAAUCUCUUCGUCAUUAAUAUGAUAAUAUCAUAGAAUCAUUCAUUCAAAAAUGGUAUCGUCAGUGAUAGAUCUUGAAUAAAGAUAUGUUCUCGUAUGCUUUAAAUCUUAUCGAACGACAUUGAAAUCUUAUGACUUCGAAGGAAAAAUAAAUAUUUUAUAUCAUUAAAAUUUUCUUUUUAGGAAUUCAAAUGUUUACAAAAGAAAUAUAAUAAACUUGAAGAACAAUGUAAAGCUGCUGUUCGAAACUUUACACAAAUGACAAUAUCUGAUCCAACACUUGAUUUUCUUCUUAUGAAAGCAUGUGAACCAAUGAUACAAUUAUUUUGUGGAAAUGUUGAAGAUGGAAAUGAAAAUUAUCUAAUACGUUGUUUAAUUAAACAUAAAAAUGAACAACAAAUGGAUUUUCGUUGUAAAGCUGAUAUUGAUCAUCAUCAAAUAACAAGUAUGAAAGAUGAAGCAUUUUUAAGUCAACAAUUUCGAAAAAAAUGUAUUCAAGAAAUAAAUGAACAUUGUGUAGGAAGAAAAACAAAAGCAGGUGUUGUUCAAUGUCUUGCUGAUUUAAUGUUACGUGAUGUAUUAAAAAAAGAAAAUCAAAUAACUGAAGUUUGUCGUGAUGAACUUAAAUUUGAACUUCUUCAACGAAGUGAAAGUAUCGAUUUUGAUCCAUCAUUAGCUAAAACAUGUCGACAAGAUAUUCAACGAUUCUGCUCUGCACGUACUCCGGGAAAUGCUGAAAUUCUUGAUUGUCUAAAAGAUAAUCAAAAUAAAGUAUCAACAGCAUGUUAUGCUAAAUUAAGAAAACGUGAAAAACUUGAUGUUAUUUUACCUGAAAAUGAUUAUAGUCUUAUGUCAAAAUGUGCAAUUAUUAUUCAAAAAUUUUGUUCAAAUGAAAAGAAACAAAAUAUUUUAUCAUGUUUACGACGUAAUAUUAAUCAAGAUGCUAUGCCAAAUCU